AUGACGGCGAGUACAGCUCGCACUGCCGUGGAUCUCAACAAUCAUAAAGAGGAGAAGAAGAAAAAGAAGAGCGAUGAGGAGGAGGAUCCCAUGCGGGAACUGCUGGAGGUGUAUCUGCGCGAACACGCACCAUCGCGGCUUGCGGAUCUCAACACACUCACGCAACACCCGCGGCUCAACAACGCACACGACACCGAAAAAGUGUACGCGCGGCUCAACAAAAUGUACGCACGCGAGCGGGCCGCCACUGCCCGCCAGCGACGGCGAAUGACGGCCUUUUAUCAACAGUACGCCCCCAGUGAGGCUGGAAAGAUACAGCCCCUGCUGGAACGUGGACUGAGUGAAGAAGUUGUGUUUAACGCGCUCUACAAGAAGUACGGCGUUCCUGCGGAGGAGCAGAUGUACAGCAGUGAGGCGCAGGAACAGCGGCGAAGGGAAAUUACCGCAUUCUUUAAACACUAUUACUAUCAUCAUCAACAACAACAAGAGGCAUCUCAAGAAGAAAAAGAAAAAAAUGCGGAGGCGGAGAUGGCGGCGAUUGAAGAGGCAAUGAACAUGGAUGGACCGCUUGAUGUUGUACUGCGGCAACUGCGUGAGAAAUACAAAUAUACCGGCGAAGAGACAUCACCCCCCGCUGCUCACAACGCAACAGUAGAAGAAAAAGAACAAUCUCAACGAUCUCAACAAAAACAAAAAGGACGGAAUAAAAGUGACGAAAGGUCUGCGUUGCGACAACGUCUUACUGCCUUCUAUGCAAUACACUGUCCGAGCAAAGUGGAGGAAAAGGUAACUUAUGCGAUGUCUCUCAAUGUAGAUGAGGAUGUUCUCUUCUCUUCACUGCACCGCCGCUAUCACCUUGACGCGGAUGGCAAUCCACUUUCCAACACGGAUAGUUCUACAGCAACCACAACAAGAACAGGAACAACAACUGAGAGGGAACAACUGCGACAGCGACUCAUUGCAUUCUACGAGAAACACAAUCCUGUUAAUGUGGAAGCUAAAGUUCAACGUGCACUUUCACUCAACGUGGACGAGGAAGAACUCUUUCGCGCUUUAUAUCGACAGUACCAUCUCGAUGAGAGUGGUGAGCCCAUUGUGAAGAGCACGGACACACAUGUGCCUUCAAAUGAGGACGAAGAUAAAAUAACAAUAAAGGAUACACCACAGAUGGAGGAGCAGACAACAGUAGAGAACCCUACAGGAAAAGAGGAUUCAAUAAUAGAGAAUAACAACGUGAGAACAAAAGAUGAGAUAACAUCUGAGAAUGAUAAGAAACUCACAGACAGUGUGACAACUCUGAACCAUCACGAUCUUCUGCAGAAGUUCUUUCAAGAGUUUUAUGAAGAGAAGAAAGAAAUGUUGCAACAACAGUGGAUGAAUACAGGGAUGGGUGACGAGGAACUGAUGAAGUUUCUCUACAAACUUAAAGAAAAUGGAGAGAUCAUGCCUUCCAUAGAACCAAAGGCUCUGCCACAACAUCUCCCUCCGCCAUUGUUUGCCUUUGAUGAACAACUCGAGCGACUCACGACGUUUGAAAUGGUCCCAGCGGUUCCGAGUGCCGUAGAAGUGCAGAAGCCAAUAACAACAACAACAACAACAACAAAGGAAUCAGCAACGGCAAUGAUGUCAAGUACAUACCCUUCUGAUGUAUGUGAAAAUUCUUUUCUUACUCUCUUUUCACGACACACGCGUUGGUUUGCAGGGAAUGGCUGGAAGCAUAUAAAGUGUGAUGAAUUGCGCAAUACUCUUCUUUCUGAUCUUGCCGAAUUCACUGGUUGGUCUUAUGCGAAAGAUAUGGAUGCUGUUAUAGUGGAGCAGCAACAAGACCAGCAGGAGGGAGUGCAUGUAACCUUCUUUAUACCAUGCAGAGAUCGUACCUCUGCAGAAACAAAUGAAAAGAUGGUUAAAACAGCUGUAUUUCCUUCUGUACAGCAACUACUCUUAGAUCAAAUGCUCACACAGCAACAAGAUGGUGAUGGGGAGGAGACUUUAUGCGUGAAUGUGCGCUGUCUCUUUCCCCGCAUGCGGGGCUCUGUACUGCGGCGUGCACCGGACGCCCAACGGGCUCUUUUUGUGCGGGCACUCGAAGUGGAUCUUCUCGCACACGCAGCGCAGUCCGGCGCGUCGCAUCUCACACUUGGCAGUCGCAUGUCCGUACGCGGGGGAAAAGGACUUGAACUGCGAUGUGAGAUGUACUUUCCCAGUGAUGCCCAGGCGGGGGCAUAUGUGAUGUUGCUCCUCAGUGAUAACGCCGUGUACUGUCGAGAGGCACGCCGCACGUAUGCUUUGCUCGGCGGUGAUGCUCAUGAGGUCGCAGUAGCAGUUGUGACCCCAAUCCCUGCUUCUAUUGCUGUUAAUAAUAAUAAUACUGAUGGUGUUAUUGAUGGUGAUGCGUGGUCCGCUGCAGACCGUGAGGCAGCGCUGGAGUGUCGAGAGUCUCAGUUGCUGGCGCGGGAGAAGGAACUGCAGAGCCGACUAAUGCUGUUGGAGCAAAGAGAGAAAGUUGUGCGUCGUCUUUCCACUCGAGAUGCUGUGAGUGGUGUUGGUGUUCCCACUAUUAUUAACAGCAGUACAGAAGAUCGCGCUCUGCGGCUUGCCUCAGAGGUGAGAGCACGAUUAGCGGGCCAUUAA
Molecule: messenger RNA, 2631 nt
Organism: Trypanosoma theileri
Lineage: Eukaryota; Euglenozoa; Kinetoplastea; Trypanosomatida; Trypanosomatidae
Exons: 1
Coding region: 1-2631 (876 amino acids)
Source: RefSeq, a predicted model, not a curated record